Messenger RNA from Diceros bicornis minor, 2143 nucleotides. RefSeq names its product family with sequence similarity 110 member C (gene FAM110C). Gene Ontology annotation, biological process: positive regulation of cell migration; regulation of cell projection assembly. The coding region runs from base 125 to 1066 and encodes 313 amino acids. The transcript is spliced from 2 exons. Gene Ontology annotation, cellular component: cell cortex. NCBI's taxonomy places the organism in Eukaryota, Metazoa, Chordata, Mammalia, Perissodactyla, Rhinocerotidae. The record is from RefSeq and is a predicted model, not a curated record. Gene Ontology annotation, molecular function: alpha-tubulin binding.
GGGCCGGCUGGCACUGGGGCGCCGUUCCGCGCUCGCGCGGACUUCGGAAUUAGCCCGGGGACGGACGGGCGCGGCAGCCGGAGCGCGUUUCUGCCGGACGCCGAGCCCCCGCCGAGCGCCGAGGAUGCGCGCCCUGCCAGUCCUGGACGCGCCCCCGAGCGAGGGGCUCCUGCCACGGGACCCCGAGGCCCCCCGGGCCCGAGGCGACGCGGCGGGGCCGGCACGCAGGAGCGCCGUGGAGAGGCUGGCGGCCGACCGCGCCAAGUACGUGCGGGGCCUGCCCGGGGCCGGCCCGCGCCCCGCUUCCGAGGACAGCAGCCCCGGGGCGAGCGAAGGGCAGGCGGGCGACCCUCGGCCCCCGGCCCGCGUCCCCGGUCCCGUGGCGCGCAGGACCAUAGCGCGGAAGCCACUGCGGCCUGACUCGCUGGUCAUCUACCGGCAGAAAUGCGAGUUCGUCCGAGGGCCGGGCGCCGACAGCUCCCGAGCGGGGCUGGUGAAGAAGCUCUUCCAGGGGCCGGGCAGAGACAAGACUCCGGUGCCCCCCGAGACGUCCCGGGGGGCAGAGGAGGGCAGGUCCAAGGCCGAGGAGGCCGCCCCGACCAAGCCCGGCUCCGUGACGGCCCCCGCGCCCCCGGGGCCCGUCGGGGCGCCCACAAGAGUCCCGGCUGUGCCGCGGGGCCCGGAGCUGCGGGGGCUGAGGCGCGGGGGGCUGCAGCGCUCGCAGUCAGACCUCAGCUCGCGCUACUCCUCGUCCCUGGCCGAAUUCGACACCUUCUUCCAGUACUGCGGCCUGGAGCCCGAGGUGGUGGAGGCGCUCGGGAGGGAGAACUUCUCCGCGGGGUCGGACCGCGUCGCGCUCAAGGUCCGCAGCGUGAGCGUCGCCACCUCCGACAGCGGCUUCUCCCGGCACAGCAGCGGCGACGAGGGGCUGCAGGAAGAGGAGCUGACGGAGCAGGUGCCCAGCACCACCUCGGUCAUCGAGAGGAACGCCCGCAUCAUCAAGUGGCUAUACACCUGUAAGAAGGCCAAGGAGACCCCCAGCCAGGGGCUGCAGAGCCCCGCAUGACCGCUGCGCCUGCGGAGACCCAGACCUAAGGAAGCAAGCCUUCCCGACGAUGGUGGCUCCUUGAAGAAUGUCAUGGAUGAUUUGGGGCCCCAGGGCCAUCCUCACUGCCACAGAUUUUGUCCAGUGCACACAAGUGACCGCAUGAUUGCUGUUUUCUCAAGAAUAAAGCACCCCAUUGAAGAAGCUUAAGUAAUGUCAGAGGGUUUGAAAUGCUGUGGAGAAGAUGGGAACACAGAACUUGGAGGUUAGCUGGGUUGCAACUGUUGUGACACAGCUGAAGCUCUGGAGGUAUUUUCUUGUUUGAAGUGGACCUGUCCUUGCUUCCAGAGGGCAGCAGAAGAGGGGAAAGCUGCUUGGACUUGUUUUCAGAGGCAUCUUUUUGACUGGUGCAUUUUAAUGAUAUCAAAUUGAUUUUAAAAAGAAAAAAGGCAAAGAUCAUGACAACCAAGCAUGAAUGCUGUGAUAUUUACUGCUUUCAGUCAUCUUGGACAGAUUGACACCAUUUAAAUCAAAGCGCCAUAAUCAGGAGAAGGUGCGUUCUACUUAAAUACUGUGGCUGACAGAGUAAACGCACACUUACACACACUCACACACAGACCUGAGCAUCACUGCACUGUAACUGCAGUGAACUCCCAAACUGUGCAGCUGAUCAACCCGUUUAAUGAAUCAGAAAGUGCUUUUAAAAUCCCUUGAGGGCUACAAGGUCAUCCUGUUAAUGCCACUCCCAUUGAGUUAUAGACAUAUGGCAGUACAUUCAAAGAUAAGUUAGAGCUGAAAUACUACUAAAAUAUCUUUUCUCAUACCUGGACAGUUUCUUGAGAGUUGGCAGGAGAAUCUCGGAGCUUCCUUUUGUCAGAUCAAUAGCAGAAUUCCUCUUUUGCAGCACCAUUUAGAAUGUGCCCCCACAGCUCUCUUGUUCCUAGCUUCCGAAAGGAGAGGAAGGUCUCAGUUUACACAGAACACGGACUCAUGACACAGAACAUGCCCUACCCUUUGGUCUAAUUCACGCCUCCACGUAUCACGCCAUCAUCUCAAAUUGGUGCCAGUUCACCCUUCUCCGCAAAGGGUCUUUUUGAG